Molecule: messenger RNA, 2277 nt
Organism: Topomyia yanbarensis
Lineage: Eukaryota; Metazoa; Arthropoda; Insecta; Diptera; Culicidae
Product: heterogeneous nuclear ribonucleoprotein H3-like
Exons: 6
Coding region: 197-1810 (537 amino acids)
Biological process (GO): regulation of RNA splicing
Cellular component (GO): nucleoplasm; ribonucleoprotein complex
Molecular function (GO): RNA binding
Source: RefSeq, a predicted model, not a curated record
UCACAACUAUUCUACUCUCGGUCAUUGCCGGCGUCGGUAUCCUUGGUUUGCUGCUGUUCAGCUUAGUGUGCUUUUUGAUCGCUACAAAUAGUGCAAAACUAACUGAAAAUUAUUGCCAAUAGUGAAUAACUAGAAUUGCUAACUGUGAAAGUGAUUUUUGGCGUGUCAGAUAGAGCAGAACGUUGAAAAAAGCACCAUGUCCUUUGAUAACGACAACGAUAAUGGCAAUGACGGUGGCGGCGCAUUCCACAUUCGUCUGCGCGGUCUUCCGUGGAACAUCACGGAAAAUGAGAUCCGCGACUUUUUGACCGGCGUCGAUGUCGACCAUAUUCACAUCGGAAUCAAUUCGAUGACCAAGCGGCAAACAGGCGAGGCUUUCCUGCGACUGCCGACAUUGGACGAUCAGAUAAAGGCUCUAGAUCUGAACAAGGCAACCAUCGGUCAUCGGUACAUUGAGGUGUUUACCAUUACGGAAGAUCAGUUUGAGAAUGCUAUCAACGACGAAAAUGACGCCGAAGAUGGUGGACCAGUGCUGAAACUGCGCGGUCUACCCUGGUCUUGCACCAAGGAUGACGUGAAGCGAUUCUUCAUCGGGUACACGAUAAAGAAUGGCUAUAAUGGGAUACUUUUGCUACUGGAUCAGCUGGGACGGGCAUCUGGGGAGGCGAUUGUUGAAUUUGCAACUGACGAUGAUGCCGAAAAGGCGAUGAUGAGUAAACAGAAAGAGAAGAUUGGGAACAGAUAUAUCGAACUGUUCAAGAGCAGCAUCCGUGAAAUGAAGUGGGCUGAAAAGCGAAUGCGUCGUAUGUCUCCGUUCGGUCGAGGCAAUGGUAACGACGACGGCAACAACGGGGGCGGCAUGGGCGGCGGCGGUAACAACAACAACAACAAUCGCCAGCGUUUCCCACCCGGUCAGGGCUACGGACGUGGAUCCAGUGGAGGAGUUUACUCGUCAGAUGAUUUCUCGAGCGGACCUUCCGGUGGCGGAAACAGCUGGAACAACGAUAACGGUUUCGGAAGCGGCGGCGGUGGUAACAGCUUCGGAUCGAACAAUGGCAACAAGCUGGGCGGAGGUGGUCUCGGUGGUGGUGGUGGUGGCGGCAGCGGCAGCAUGUACUCCGGUGGGUUGGCCAACAAUACGGGCAACAUUGACUUCUUGAGAUUGUUGCAGGAUCAGUUGAAGCGCGGAGGUGGCACCAACUACGGCUCCGGGCGUAGCAACAACACCGGCGGUGGUUACAGUAGCGGCGGUUUUGGUGGUAGUGGUGGCGGUUUCGGUGGUAGCGGCGGUGGCUUUGGAGGCAGCAGCGGCGGUGGUUUUGGCGGUAGCAGCGGUGGUGGUGGUGGUGGCGGCGGCUUCGGUAGCAGCUUCGGUGGAAACAGCGGAGGAGGAGGCGGUGGUAACAGCUUUGGCGGAGGAUUCGAUUCUGAUCGUGGUUUCCGCUCUGGUGGUGGUAACAAUUUCAGCAGCUUUGGCGGCAGCGGCAACAGCUUCGGCAAUGGCGGAGGUGGAAACUUCGGCAACAAUGACUUCGUCAAAGGUGCCGAUAAUCUGUUCUGUGUGCACCUGCGGGGAAUGCCGUUCAGCUGCGACGAGCAGGACAUACAAGACUUUUUUAUGCCGCUCAGACCGACCAAGUGUGAGGUCCAAUUCGAUUCCAGAGGUCGCCCAUCCGGCGAGGGUGAUGCUUACUUUGAAACGAUGGAAGAAGCUAUGAAAGCGAUGAAGAAGCAUAAGGAAAAAAUGGGUACUCGCUACAUUGAGCUGUUUGCAGGCGCUAGGAAGAAUCAGAAUAAGUUCAUGGACUGAACAAUUUAAAAGCCCAGCUUAACCAUGUAAUGACAAGUAGUGAAUGACAGGAGAUUCAGCAUCAUUGCUUAGUGUAAGUGAAGAAAACACUCAGCUUCCAGUUGUAAUUUGGAACUACAUGCUACAUUUGUUUGUUCAAGUUCAACAAUCACUACAUAUACCUACAUACAGAUAUAUUUUAGCAUCUAAGCGACAAUGGAUGAUUACUGUUAUCACUAACCUCAAACAUCCACACACACCCUAUGUUCAUACAGGAUGCACUUAAUCUUUUAAAAGGAAAAACUAGCUGAUCCUUUGAUUUUAGUUUUUAAGCUAGAUAAUAUUGUCAAUUUUUUAAUCGCUGAGUGACGCGAGUAACGCAAUUUUCGAAAGGAAGGAAAACCAGCAGCUUGACCGAAUCAUUUGCCGUCAAACAUUUGUAAACGUAAGACAGAUUGAAUAAAUCAGUAUCUAUGCUUUAGAAACCA